Molecule: messenger RNA, 1460 nt
Organism: Paecilomyces variotii
Lineage: Eukaryota; Fungi; Ascomycota; Eurotiomycetes; Eurotiales; Thermoascaceae
Product: ribosomal protein S2, flavodoxin-like domain-containing protein
Exons: 3
Coding region: 169-1182 (337 amino acids)
Biological process (GO): translation
Cellular component (GO): mitochondrial small ribosomal subunit; ribosome
Molecular function (GO): structural constituent of ribosome
Source: RefSeq, a predicted model, not a curated record
UGAGAUGCAUGCUGCAGAGUGUCGGCACCCGCGACAAACCGUGGCUGCCAUAAACGGACUAGCGCAUCUCAUGGCUCGGCCCCGAGACUCGCCAAGCGUUCCAUCAAAAGUUCGAGAGGCUCUCCGCGGACCUUGCGAACGGUGUUGAAGCAGCAGUUCUAGCACAAAAUGAUUGUCCGGAAACUGUGUGCGCGGCAGAGCCGCAGCUUCCUGGCCCUCAACCGGGCUCCGAUGCUGGCGCGCUUCAACUCGACUAAUGUCCGAGUCGAUGUCGCUGUUGAGACGCCCAACGUCGCUGCUCCAUCUCAGCCGGGAAAGAUUUCGGCUGUGAUGGAGGUUCCGGAGGAUAUUAGCUCUCCUGCGCGAGAGGAAUGGAAGAAAACAGUGCAACAACGAAAUCAUUUUCACAGCCUGGGUACGGUUGUGUCUGAGACGUACGAACCUGAAGAUAUCCUCCGAAACCCUCCCAAGCCGUCAGAUAUCUCCCUCGAACUGCUUCUUGCCUCCCAGUCACAUCUUGGACAUGCCACGUCUCGCUGGAACCCGCAGAACUCCCGCUACAUUUUUGGUGUCAGAGAAGGAAUCCAUAUCAUUUCUCUUGAUGUCACGGCAGCCUACCUUCGCCGGGCAGCUAAGGUUGUGGAAGAGGUGGCUGCGAGGGGCGGUCUGAUCUUGUUUGUUGGAACUCGGAAGGGCCAGAAGCGCGCCGUCGUGAGAGCUGCAGAGUUGGCGAGAGGAUAUCAUAUCUUCGAGCGCUGGAUUCCCGGCAGUCUUACCAAUGGACAGCAGAUCCUCGGUCAUUGCGAGAGCAAGGUUGUCAACGCAUUGGAUCAGGAACUGCCUGACUUUAAGCAAAACCUGACCGACCGCCCGGCUCUCAAGCCCGAUCUCGUCGUCUGCUUGAAUCCUAUCGAAAACGUCGUGUUGCUACACGAAUGUGGUCUCAACAACGUCCCCACGAUCGGUAUCAUCGACACGGAUGCUGACCCGACGAAGGUCACCUACCCAAUCCCGGCCAACGAUGACAGCUUGCGUUGCGUGCAGGUGAUCGCUGGUAUCCUUGGUAGAGCAGGCGAGUCCGGACAGAAGAGGAGACUGGAGGCGGCUAAGAGGGGAGAGCUUCCAUAUGAACCUAUCACUAUUUCCGAGCUGCGUGAGAACCCUAUCACUGGACAGCAGUAACGCGGUGAAAAGGAUUAUUACUUGCGCCGGCAAAAAUCCAUUCAAUGACACCUGUAUUUUAUACUAGAACUUUCAGCUUAUACCGGUUUUAUAGUUAUGUCUGAAGAAGUUUGCAAUCAUAUAUCGUUUAUAGUCUUUCUCUGCGGAUGUAGUCCAGCAAAUUGUAGAAUUGAGUAUCCGAUCUACAUCUUCGAAUCGGGGAGCCAUAACCAUUUAUGGUUUCUGUUAGCGCACACAAAGAAUGCAUGCAGACGAUCUAUCAUAUCGCCGAUUACAGC